UUGUAGCGGAAACCGGAUGCAGGCACCGUAAACACUACGGCUAGCUAACUGUGCUGAAUAUUCAGAUUAUUUCUGCAGGAUUUCUUUAAUAGUUGUAAUUAUGUUGAACAAACAGUAAUUAACAGUAAUUAACAGUAAUUAACUGUCUGUAAAGGAGCGUGCAGGUGAAUAUGCUUUUGUGCUAAAGACGCCAUUGAAUGAGGUGAGGUGUCUGAGCGGGAGACUCGGAGGACGCGUCCCAGAGGAAGGGCUUCAUGCGGCGGGGGACCGUAAACUCGAGUCCGAGGAUUUAGUCACGGCCUUGUUGUAAACAGCUCAGAGAGAAUGUCCGACUCAGACAGUGAGGACGAUCAGGACCGUCCCUUCCACCUGACGGGCUUCCUGUUCGGAAACAUCAAUGAGGAUGGACAGCUGGAGGAUGACAGCGUCCUGGACACGGAAAGUAAAAAGCACCUGGCAGGUCUGGGCUCUCUGGGUCUGGGCGCGCUCAUUACAGAGAUCACAGCCACUGAGGAGGACAGCGAGCAGAGCACUGAUGCAGACGGCUGGGUGAAGAGCACUGAUGAUGCAGUGGAUUAUUCAGAUAUCAGUGAAGUUGCUGAAGAUGAAACUCGAAAAUACAAACAAGCCAUGAGUAGCAUGCAACUGUCACAUAGAACAGAUGAUGAGGAUGAUUAUGAUGCUGACUCUGAGGACAUUGACGCUAAGCUUAUGCCUCCACCCCCGCCCCCGAGCCAGCCAGUCACAGGCAAGAAGGAAGACUCACUCACUCAGAGCUCCAGUGUGAGUGAUGAAGGGGAUGGUAUUAUUCUUCCCUCCAUCAUUGCACCUUCCUCUGUUGGGGAAAAGGCAGAGUUUAGCAGCUCGUCAGACAGUGAGAGUGAGUGUGAUAGGCCGACAGCCACUGGGGGGGUGGGGUUACAGUCCUGUCUCACACUACCACUGGCUGGAAUCAUGCAGAAAGAUGCCGCUAAAACUCUGCCUCGAGUAACCGAGCUGUUCCCUGAAUUCAGACCGGGCCAGGUUCUGCGGUUCCUGCGUCUGUUUGGACCAGGUAAGAACAUGCCGUCAGUGUGGCGCAGCGCUCGGAGAAAGAGGAAGAAGAAACACAAAGACGCACACUCGGACACGCCCACUGCUGACUGCGAAUCACACACUGCAGAGGGGGGAGACAAGAAGAAAUCUGGGUGGGAUUAUGAGUAUGCCCCUCCCCCUCCACCAGAGCAGUGUCUGUCUGAUGAUGAGAUCUCCAUGAUGGCCCCAGUGGAGUGUAAAAGUGUGUCCGUGGUGUGUGAGGGUGAGGGUGUGUGUGAGUCAAGACCGCGCGUAGCUGAAUGGCGCUAUGGUCCGGCUCAGCUGUGGUAUGACAUGUUGGGGGUCCCAGAGGAUGGGGCAGGGUUUCACUAUGGCCUUGUGCUGCAUCAGGAUAAUAAUGAAACGCACACUGACACACACACUGACACACACACACCUGAAGCUGAGCAGAGUAAUGAACAAGACAAGCAGCAGGCUGAGCUGGAGGAUGAGCUCUUCCUCAUGGUCACACAGCUGCAGUGGGAGGACGACAUCAUCUGGAAUGGAGAAGAUGUGAAACACAAGGGCACUAAGACCCAGAGAGCCAGUCUGGCAGGGUGGCUUCCCUCCAGCAUGACCCGCAAUGCUAAUGCUUACAAUGCACAGCAGGGUCUGAGUCGCAGUAAUUCCCAGCUGAUUCCCCCAACUCCUCCCCCCAUUCCCAAAACUGCCUCUGUAACAAUCUCCAAACGUGACAAGCACAGCCAAGAAGUUUCCCAUGAGGGCGAUGCUCUGUGGUACUCCAUUUUCCCAAUUGAUAAUGAAGAGCUUGUGUAUGGACGAUGGGAAGACAACAUCAUCUGGGAUGAUCAGAAAAUGGACCAUCUGCUGUCUCCUCCUGUCCUGGUCCUCGACCCCAACGAUGAGAACAUCAUACUGGAGAUCCCUAGUGAGAAGGAGGAGAGGACGUCUCACUCUCCAUCUAAAGAUAACAAGAAGGAGUCGUCUCUGAAAAAAAGCCGCAUCCUACUCGGGAAAACGGGUGUCAUUAAAGAAGAACCUCAACAGAACAUGUCCCAGCCAGAGGUUAAAGACCCAUGGAAUCUGUCCAAUGAUGAAUUUUACUACCCGAAACAGCAGGGGCUGAGGGGCACGUUUGGGGGUAACAUCAUUCAGCACUCUAUCCCCUCGCUGGAGUUAAGGCAGCCGUUCUUCCCCACCCACAUGGGCCCCAUGAAGCUGCGUCAGUUCCAUCGUCCCCCACUCAAAAAGUACUCCUUCGGUCUUCUUUCUCAGCCUGGACCUCACUCAGUGCAGCCCCUCCUCAAGCACAUCAAGAAGAAGGCCAAGAUGAGGGAGCAGGAACGACAGGCCUCAGGAGGCGGGGACAUGUUCUUCAUGCGCACCAAUCAGGACCUGACAGGUAAAGAUGGAGACCUGAUCUUGGCAGAAUACAGUGAGGAGUACCCACCCCUCAUUCUUCAGGUCGGCAUGGCAACCAAAAUAAAAAACUACUACAAGAGGAAACCUGGUAAAGAUUCAGGUCCUCCAGAUUAUAAGUAUGGAGAGACUGUAUACUGCCACACUUCACCUUUCCUAGGAUCACUCCAUCCUGGACAACUACUGCAGGCAUUUGAGAAUAACCUGUUCCGAGCUCCUAUCUACCUGCACAAGGUACCAGAGACAGAUUUCCUGAUCAUCCGCACACGCCAAACUUACUUCAUCCGUGAAGUGUUGGACAUAUUUGUAGUGGGACAGGAGUGUCCUCUGUAUGAAGUACCAGGACCAAACUCCAAACGGGCCAACACACACAUCCGGGACUUUCUACAGGUAUUUAUCUAUCGCUUGUUCUGGAAGAGUAAGGAUCGGCCAAGACGAAUUCGGAUGGAGGACAUAAAGAAGGCGUUUCCUUCUCACUCUGAGAGCAGCAUCCGCAAACGCCUGAAACUCUGCGCAGACUUCAAACGCACCGGGAUGGACUCUAACUGGUGGGUGUUGAAGCCGGAUUUCCGGCUGCCAACAGAAGAGGAGAUCAGAGCCAUGGUGUCUCCUGAGCAGUGCUGCUCAUAUUACAGCAUGCUGGUAGCAGAGCAGAGACUCAAGGAUGCUGGUUAUGGUGAGAAGUCUUUCUUUGCUCCAGAGGAAGAAAAUGAAGAAGACUUCCAGAUGAAGAUUGACGAUGAGGUACGUACAGCUCCGUGGAACACCACCCGUGCAUUUAUUGCAGCGAUGAAGGGGAAGUGUUUACUGGAGGUUUCUGGAGUCGCAGAUCCUACUGGAUGUGGAGAAGGAUUCAGCUAUGUGAAAGUACCAAACAAGCCCACACAGCAGAAGGACGAGCGUGAACCCCAACCUGUGAAGAAGACCGUAACAGGAACAGACGCUGAUCUGAGACGACUUUCACUCAAAAACGCCAAACAGCUCCUGCGCAAGUUUGGUGUACCGGAGGAGGAGAUUAAGAAGCUGUCCCGUUGGGAGGUGAUUGAUGUAGUGCGCACCAUGUCGACAGAGCAGGCACGUUCAGGAGAAACACCGAUGAGUAAAUUUGCCCGUGGGUCACGAUUCUCUGUGGCAGAACAUCAGGAGCGAUACAAAGAGGAAUGUCAGCGCAUAUUCGACCUGCAGAACAAGGUGUUGGAGAGUACGGAGGUGUUGUCCACAGACACAGACAGCAGUUCUGCAGAGGACAGUGAUUUUGAGGAGAUGGGGAAGAACAUUGAGAACAUGCUGCAGAACAAGAAGACCAGCUCUCAGCUGAGCCGUGAGCGUGAGGAGGAGGAGAGGAAGGAACUGCAGCGCAUGCUGAUGGGGGACGAGGGGUCGGAGCGGGACAAGGGCAGGAAGGACCGACGCAAAGGCCUCUCGAGUGCUCAGUCCACUGGCUCACAUAAAGAUGAUGACGCAUCCUCGGUGACAAGUCUGAACUCCUCGGCGACGGGGCGGCGACUAAAGAUCUAUCGCACUUUCCGUGAUGAAGACGGUAAAGAAUACGUGCGCUGUGAGACCGUCCGCAAACCAGCCGUCAUCGACGCAUACACACGGAUUCGCUCCACCAAGGAUGAUGAAUUCAUCCGUAAGUUUGCCCUGUUUGAUGAGCAGCACAGGGAGGAGAUGCGUAAAGAACGCAGACGUAUUCAGGAGCAGCUGCGCAGAUUAAAGCGCAAUCAGGAGAAGGACAAGUUCAGAGGACCACCUGAGAAACGGCCCAAGAAGGCCAAGGAGAGACCUGACCUCAAGCUGAAAUGUGGAGCAUGCGGUGCGAUUGGUCAUAUGAGGACCAAUAAAUUUUGCCCGCUGUACUAUCAGACGAAUGCCCCGCCCAGUAAUCCUGUUGCCAUGACGGAAGAACAAGAGGAGGAGCUUGAGAAGACAGUCAUCCACAACGAUAAUGAAGAGCUCAUUAAAGUGGAGGGAACCAAGAUCGUCCUGGGCAAACAGCUCAUUGAGAGUGCGGAUGAAGUGAGGAGGAAGUCUCUGGUAUUGAAGUUCCCUAAACAGCAGCUUCCUCCAAAAAAGAAGAGACGCGUCGGCAGCACAGUCCACUGUGACUACCUCAAUCGGCCCCACAAGUCGAUCCACCGCAGGAGGACGGACCCAAUGGUCACUCUGUCCUCCAUCCUGGAGAGCAUCAUCAAUGACAUGAGAGACCACCCCAAUACCUACCCCUUCCACACACCAGUGAACAGUAAACUGGUAAAGGAUUAUUACAAGAUUAUCACUCGGCCAAUGGACCUACAGACGCUGCGUGAGAACGUGAGGAAGCGGCUGUAUCCAUCCCGAGAAGAGUUCAGAGAGAGCGUGGAACUCAUCGUCAAAAACAGCGCCACGUAUAACGGUGCAAAACAUCCUCUGACGCAGGUGGCACAGUCCAUGCUGGACCUUUGUGAUGAGAAACUGAAAGAGAAGGAGGAGCGUCUGGUACGUUUGGAGAAGGCGAUAAACCCGCUGUUGGAUGAUGACGAUCAGGUCGCCUUCUCCUUCAUCCUCGACAACAUCGUCACUCAGAAGAUGAUGGCGGUCCCCGAGUCAUGGCCAUUUCAUCAUCCUGUUAAUAAGAAGUUUGUUCCUGAUUAUUACAAAGUCAUCAUUAACCCCAUGGACCUGGAGAAUCUCCGCAAGAACAUCUCCAAACACAAGUAUCAGAAUCGGGAGAUUUUCCUGGCAGAUGUUAAUCUGAUCCACACCAACAGUGUUAAAUACAAUGGACCUGACAGCUCUUACACUAAGACAGCUCUGGAGAUUGUCAACGUGUGCAAGCAGACUUUAGCAGAGUAUGAUGAACACCUGACACAGUUAGAGAAGGACAUCUGUACAGCUAAAGAAGCUGCUCUGGAUGCUGCUGACCUGGAGAUUCUGGAUCCACUCACACCUGGACCAUACACUCCUCAGCCUGAUGUGUGUGUGACUCUGCAGGGUGAUGUUAGCCUGUUAGCCGAGGCUACGCUACUUCCUCCCACUCGUCAGAAACGAGGGGGGCAGGGUCGUGGGCGGGGCCGAAUGGGAGAGGAGGAGUCUGAUGUUGAUAUUGAAGGAUUUGAAGAUGAUGAUGAUAGCAAACCCAAAACACCUGCUCCGGCUGAGGAAGGAGACUUGGAUGAUGAGGAUGAGGAUGAUGAGAUGCUGUUGCCAGGGCGUGGCCAUCUGGAGGAGGAGGAGGAGGAGGAGGAUGAACGUUCAAGUAGGCUGGUGCAGUCCAGCGUCCUCUACCAGGACCUGCUGAUGUCAGAGGGAGAGGAUGAGUGCAGUGAUGAGGAGGGAGACAACCCCUUCUCCUCCAUCCACCUGUCUGAGAGUGGGAGUGACAGUGAUCGUGAGAUGGGACUUCAGGACUCCACACGCAUGGGCAUGGAGCAUGAGGAGAGCAUGAUGUCAUAUGAUGGGGAGGGGCCUGAUGAGGACACACACCUGGAGGACAGCAAUGUGAGUUACGGCAGCUACGAUGACGGAGACAGCCGACAACAAGGGCGGGGCUUCAGUCCUGAGGCGGAGGGGCACGUGCAAGGAAUGGGGCCUGGGGACGGAGUGAGUGAUGAGGAGGAGGAGGAGGAGGAGGAAGAUGAGAGUGAGGAGCAGAGGAGAGGGCCGAGUGUGCUGACCCAAAUCCAGCUCAGUGAGGAUGAGGAGGACAGCGAAGACUUUCAGUCUAUAGGAGGAGACAGUGACAUGGACUCAGAUAACUAACACAUGCACACGUCUCUGUGGACAUUCUCCUGUGUUAUGGUGUUUUACUUUGUUUUUAUUCUUACUAUUUUUAUGUCUCACUGCAUCACACUGACUCAAUAAACAUCUCUAUACAAAUAUCA
Tachysurus fulvidraco (yellow catfish) is the source of this 6317-nucleotide messenger RNA. It is a transcript of the gene taf1, whose product is annotated as TAF1 RNA polymerase II, TATA box binding protein (TBP)-associated factor. The transcript is spliced from 41 exons. Gene Ontology annotation, molecular function: DNA binding; TBP-class protein binding; RNA polymerase II general transcription initiation factor binding. Gene Ontology annotation, biological process: DNA-templated transcription initiation; RNA polymerase II preinitiation complex assembly; transcription by RNA polymerase II. Gene Ontology annotation, cellular component: transcription factor TFIID complex. Lineage: Eukaryota; Metazoa; Chordata; Actinopteri; Siluriformes; Bagridae. The coding region runs from base 325 to 6195 and encodes 1956 amino acids. The record is from RefSeq and is a predicted model, not a curated record.